AUGUCGAGCCGAACUUCACGAAACGAGGGAGCUUCCUCCAGUAACGCUAAUUCGAACCGCAGCAACAAUAGCCGCCAACGGCAAGCACAGCCAGGCGGGGCACCGAGAAGUUUGGAAAACGAAGCUCGCGAGUUCGCCCUUGGCCUCAACCUCGAAAUAGCCUAUUAUCACGCAUUCCUCAACAAAUUGCUCAAUGUUAUUUCGAAAGGUGACGAUGAGUCCAUUGCCCGUGUUAUCUCGGUCAUCCGCUCGGGCGCAUCGUACACCGAAAUUCUUGAUGUGAUCGACCAGGUCUCCGAGAACAACGGCUUGUCCAACGGGGACAGCAAUUCAGGGUUUCAUGGCCCCGGGAGGAAAGGGCAAGACUUGUUUCCACCCGAAGCGUGGAAACAGUGGGGGAUCUGCGUGACUUUCGGCGUGGGUGUGCGGGUUCAAGUCGAUAAGGGUUGGCUCGAACCGGCUUUUAUGGAUAACCCGGCAUUUAUGGAUAACCCGGCAUUUAGGCCUGAUGAAGUUGCCAGUACGGUUGGAUGUUCAUGA
Messenger RNA from Penicillium chermesinum, 540 nucleotides. RefSeq lists its product as uncharacterized. The transcript has 3 exons. The coding region runs from base 1 to 540 and encodes 179 amino acids. NCBI's taxonomy places the organism in Eukaryota, Fungi, Ascomycota, Eurotiomycetes, Eurotiales, Aspergillaceae. The record is from RefSeq and is a predicted model, not a curated record.